Molecule: messenger RNA, 1057 nt
Organism: Asparagus officinalis (garden asparagus)
Lineage: Eukaryota; Viridiplantae; Streptophyta; Magnoliopsida; Asparagales; Asparagaceae
Exons: 3
Coding region: 270-923 (217 amino acids)
Cellular component (GO): endoplasmic reticulum
Source: RefSeq, a predicted model, not a curated record
UGAUCCCGCGCCCCCUCCGUGACCCCCGAGCCCGUAUCCUCCGUCUCGACCGUCCCUCGACCCCCUCGUCUGAUGAGGUCUACGGCCGCGAGGUCUAGGGCGCCAAAGGGGAAAGCAACGAGGGAGGUGAAGGAGGAGGGGCCGGGCGGUUCGCUCGUCGGGUACAAACUAAACUGCUGGCUGUUCUUGUUGGGAUCUGGGGCUUCUUGGUCCUGGAUCUGGGGGUUUUAGAGGUGCUGUUUCUUGAUGGGUUCGGCCCGAAGCUGGGGAUGGAGAUGGCGAGGGGGUUUGGGGAAGAAGCGAGGGUCACGGAGGGGGGUUUGAAGGGGAGGUUGAGGGUCGUUGAGGGCAAGGUCAAAGGGGCCGUCGGCGGUGGGGAAGAAGAGAGGGUCGCAAAUUGUAGCUCUUCGGAUUCUGUGUGGAAACUGAACCAGGGAGGCCAUCACCACUUGUCGUUUCAGUGGAGGUGCGUGAUCUACCAAUCAAUGGCGGAGGAAUUGAGCGUUUGGGGAAGCCCUCUUCAGACAUCGGGGAUUCUAGCCGCCGGGGUGUCUGCCCGAUCUCUAACCCUUUUAUCAGGCAGAAUUAUAGAGUGGUCUGGAGGAGGCAAGCUCGUCCCAACCUCGAGGUCGAGCAACGGCAGCUCAUGGACGCUGGAUAGAUGGAGCUCGACGGCAGUGCAGUUGGAAGGGGAGACCUGGGUGUUGGAGUACCAGAGGAGCGCCCUCUUUCAGGGGUCAGGACUGAUUCAAUCCGCGUGGGAAAUUUCGAGGCUGAGGACGCAGAGGAUGGCGAGGGGAUUGAGAUGGAGGCUGGCGUUGGCCAGAACGACCUUCGGCGGCGGCGGCGGCGGCGGCGGCAGCUCUUCCUCUUACUACCGCGCUUCAGAAGGGAUCCAACCUCAUUUUAAGCAGCCAACUUAAAUUAGGACGAAGGACUGCUCCGAGAUCGUUUCACUCGGUCUUGCUGCUGGUUUUGGUCUCAUCUCUUGUGAGAUAUUAGUAGCUAGGUGCUACUUGUUUCCUUUCUGUAACUAAACUAUUGUGGUUGUUAUUAG